Messenger RNA from Microthlaspi erraticum, 1383 nucleotides. The record is from the annotation of a GenBank genome assembly. NCBI's taxonomy places the organism in Eukaryota, Viridiplantae, Streptophyta, Magnoliopsida, Brassicales, Brassicaceae.
AUGGAUUCAGGACUAUCUUGGGCUGAUCAAUGGGACUACAACUCUGACCCUCCUCCAAAUAAAGAAGACGACAAGAAGAAGAAGAAGAAAAAGGAAGACGGAAGCAAAAGCAGUUUGGGGAAGACCAUACUUGGUUUCAAAUGGAUGAAGGAACUUCGCAAGAAAUCUGAUAACUCACCAAUGUACACAGGGGCACUUCUCUUUUACGCAGCGGAUCCUCAGAACCUUCUAGGUUUUUCAUCAGAGGAAACUUCCUUGAAGCUGAAGAAAUCUCUGUCAAAAACAUUACAAAUCUUUUACCCUCUUGCCGGAAGAAUCACCGGAAGUUCCGUCGAAUGUUAUGACGAAGGAGCUGUGUUUAUAGAAGCUCGAGUGGACCAGCUUCUCUCGGAGUUUCUCAAAUGCCCUGUUCCUGAUGCAUUAGAGCCACUCAUUCCUGUUGAAGCUAGGUCAAGAGAAGCAGUUACAUGGCCUGUGUUGCUGAUCCAAGCCAAUUUCUUCAGCUGUGGAGGAUUGGCUAUCACAAUUUGCAUCUCUCAUAAGAUCACUGAUGCAACCUCUUUAGCAAUGUUCAUCAGAGGAUGGGCUGAGUCCUCGAGAGGCUUUGAGAUUACAAUGAUUCCUAGUUUCACCGCUUCAGAUUUCUUUCGUCCACCUCCUCAUCAUGAGCUUCCUUCAAAACCGAUGGAUAAUAAAGCCGAGGUUGAAGAGACGAGUUUCGUAACAAAGAGGUUUGUGUUUGAUGCUUCAAAGAUCAAGAAACUCAAAGCAAAAGCUUCAAGAAGUCUUGUCAAGAAUCCAACACGUGUUGAAGCCGUCACAGCUCUUUUCUGGAGAUGUGCUGCUAAGGCUUCUAGACUGAGGUAUGCAGCUCCAAGAACUUCAGUGCUGCAGAUAAUAGCGAGCUUACGAGGAAAGGUAGAUUCUUUGUCUGAGAGCACAAUCGGGAAUAUGCUUUCUCUCAUGAUUCUCAAGAAAGAAGAAGCUGAGAUAGAUGAGAUUCAAGAUUUGGUUAAUGAGAUAAGGCAGGCAAAGGAAACCUUCAGCUUACACUGCAAGGAGAUGUCGAAAUCAUCGUCGAAAAUUCUUGAGUUUUGGGGAGAGAUUGGUAAAGCAUAUGGAGGAGGAAGUGAAGUGGACAUGUGGAUGAGUAAUAGCUGGUGUAGGCUCGGUAUCUACGAGGCUGAUUUUGGAUGGGGGAAGCCGGUUUGGGUGACCGGAAGAGGCAAUUCUAAUUUCAAGAACUUGAUGUUGUUGAUUGAUGCCAGAGAUGGAGAGGGGAUUGAAGCUUGGGUCACUCUUACGGAAGAAAACAUGUCCAUCUUUGAAUGUGACGAAGAGCUUCUUGAAUUCUCUUCCUUAAAUCCCCCUGUUGUCAUCUAG